CAGCUGAUGCUGCGAGGAGAGAUUUAUUGUGACUUCUAUCAGGUCGAAAUGAAACGCGGCCAAGCAAAGGGCGAAAGGACGUUUCGAUAGCUCAAGGGAGGACGGUAAAGCUCAUCUGAGAUGCUCAACCAGAAGUUUGACCAUUUUCAGCAAAGGAUUUCCGACGCUUUAUUGUUGUGCGUUUUUGCGUCAGUGCGCUUUUUCUUACAAUAACGAAAAAAUCGAAAAGUCGAAACACAGAUGCAACGGUUUUAUGCUCUGCACACAGAAAUAGCCAUUCACAGGAAUAUCAAACUCAUACAGCCUGGCAGCGUAUGACACUGUGAAACAGUGAGCUCACCAUCCGAAAAGAGCAGGAGAGACAGCUGCUUCCACAGACUUCAGGACUUCACAUACUGUACAUAUAAGAUCAUAUGAGUGCAGCUUUUAGUACGCCGUUCAUGAUGAUGCAGCGUCCGGUGGGAAGCACCACUGCGUUCAGCAUUGACUCUCUCAUCGGGGGUCCACCGCAGCCCAGCCCGGGACAUUUCGUGUACACGGGCUAUCCCAUGUUUAUGCCAUACCGGUCAGUGGUGUUGCCUCCACAUCCACCACCCCCUCCACCGAGCCUGCCUCAGAGCGCUCUGCCCCCGACCCAUCCGCACCACCCGAUACCGGGCUUACCCAGCGGGUUCUGCUCCAGUUUGGCGCAGGGCAUGGCGCUCACGUCCACUCUAAUGGCAACGUUACCCGGCGGGUUCUCAACCUCGCCAUCCCAACAGCACCAGGACGCAGCGAGAAAGCUGGGAUCUCAGUCAAUUCACGCCAUGUUCGAAAAAUCUCAGGAUAUUCGUUUGGAUAGGGAGGACGGAAAGACGUUUCAAGCGAAAGAUUCGACAGCCCUCUCGUCAUUCCACGAUUCCCAGACAGUGCACACCUCUACAGUGCGAGGUCACAGCAAAGAUGACGCGAAGGAGGAUGAGUGUCACAGGAAAGACGAAAGUUUCUCCAUGGACAGUGAUUUAGAUUACAGCUCUGAUGAUAACGCGCCCGGUAACGCCAUGUGUCAAAAAGAAGACGGGGACAACAGCGGAGGACUGGACGAUGGCAUCCACGGUGGGAAUGGGUCCGGGAACACCACGGCCACCGGGAAAAAUCGGAGAAGGAGGACGGCUUUUACGAGUGAGCAGCUCUUGGAGCUGGAGAAGGAGUUUCACUGUAAGAAAUAUCUGUCACUUACAGAACGGUCACAGAUCGCCCAUGCCUUAAAGCUCAGCGAGGUGCAGGUCAAGAUCUGGUUUCAGAACCGGAGGGCCAAGUGGAAACGGGUCAAAGCGGGCAACGUGAACUCCAAAACCGGAGAGCCCUCCAGAAACCCUAAAAUUGUGGUGCCCAUUCCGGUGCAUGUUAGUCGGUUUGCGAUACGCAGCCAACACCAACAGUUAGAACAGGCCAGACCAUAAUACACUGGGUUCGGUGGAGACCAAGAAAAACAACAGAGAGUACACAAAUCAACAAGUAGUAAAUAUGACCAAACUGUUCUUGAAGCUGAGGAGUCUUAGGAACCCAUGGGACAAUCUAUAAAACUGACUGCAUUGUAACUGUUUCUGAUUAAACUGAGCUGUUCAAACUGGGACAAAGAAGCUACAAAAUCGGCUCAAACGAAAGGCUCAUAUGGGAGAAACUGCAGUUUUAUUUCCGACUGUUUGGACCAAAUAUGAACACAUUUUAGAUCAUGAAAUCCCAAUGUGUAUUUAAAAGAAAAGAGGCAGGACGAGUGAAUCAAGUCAAGCUUUUUGUUUAGUUUCGUGACUGUCUAGUUCAUGUGUUUUUGGCAGAGAUAAAUAUUAUCCUAAAAGGAGCACUUCUGGUCUCUGCUCAAGCACACAAUUUAAUUCAGUUAAUACUAAAAUUAACACAAUUUAUAAAACCACCUGUUAAAUCUUUUCUCUUUAUUUUUAAGACAAGUAUGUUUGUUUUUUAUUGUUUCUUUUAUUUACAGUUUUUUCUGUAACAUUUUAAGUCGUCACGGGCGCGCUGCUAAUUUAUUUAAUAUUGUGAGAAAAUCUUGCUAACGUUUUUUGAUUUUACUGACUUCAGAAAUAUUGUGUGGAUUAA
Molecule: messenger RNA, 2097 nt
Organism: Triplophysa rosa
Lineage: Eukaryota; Metazoa; Chordata; Actinopteri; Cypriniformes; Nemacheilidae
Gene: gbx2
Product: gastrulation brain homeobox 2
Exons: 2
Coding region: 414-1442 (342 amino acids)
Biological process (GO): regulation of nervous system development; regulation of transcription by RNA polymerase II
Cellular component (GO): nucleus
Molecular function (GO): DNA-binding transcription factor activity, RNA polymerase II-specific; RNA polymerase II transcription regulatory region sequence-specific DNA binding
Source: RefSeq, a predicted model, not a curated record